Molecule: messenger RNA, 483 nt
Organism: Gamsiella multidivaricata
Lineage: Eukaryota; Fungi; Mortierellomycota; Mortierellomycetes; Mortierellales; Mortierellaceae
Product: putative small G-protein Ras2
Exons: 3
Coding region: 1-483 (160 amino acids)
Biological process (GO): signal transduction
Cellular component (GO): plasma membrane
Molecular function (GO): GDP binding; GTPase activity; GTP binding
Source: RefSeq, a predicted model, not a curated record
AUGCCUGAGAAUACAUAUGAUCCCACCAUUGAGGACUCUUACAGAAAACAAGUCGUAAUCGAUGAUCAGUCCUGCGUCCUUGAAGUCCUCGAUACAGCCGGUCAGGAGGAGUACACGGCGCUACGUGACCAAUGGAUUCGCGACGGAGAGGGGUUCUUGCUGGUGUAUUCUAUUGCAGCGCGUUCAACGUUCGAGAGGAUAAAGCGAUUCCGGGAUCAGAUCACACGUGUCAAGGACUCGGAGAACGUACCGCUGAUGUUAGUCGGCAACAAGUGUGACAAGUUGACGGAUCGUGAGGUUUCGAGAGAUGAAGGCGCAUUGAUGGCCAAGCAGCUGCGCUGCGAGUUCACAGAAACAUCAGCCAAGACCUGCGUCAAUGUCGAGCGUUCGUUUUACAAUGUCGUCCGCAUGAUUCGUCAAGCCCGCGAUGGUGGCGCACCCGCCAAGGCCGCCAAGAAGAAGUCAAAAUGCAGCAUUCUAUAA